This is a messenger RNA of Dendrobium catenatum, 1782 nucleotides long. RefSeq names its product vacuolar protein sorting-associated protein 20 homolog 2-like. Gene Ontology annotation, cellular component: ESCRT III complex; multivesicular body. Gene Ontology annotation, biological process: late endosome to vacuole transport via multivesicular body sorting pathway; vesicle budding from membrane. The record is from RefSeq and is a predicted model, not a curated record. The coding region runs from base 575 to 1309 and encodes 244 amino acids. NCBI's taxonomy places the organism in Eukaryota, Viridiplantae, Streptophyta, Magnoliopsida, Asparagales, Orchidaceae. The transcript is spliced from 6 exons.
UUCGUUCGGCUUCGGCUUCGGCUUCGGCUUCGUUCCUUCAUAUGAGUGUAGUUUUGCACGAGUUCUUCUUCGUAGCUGUCGACUUUACUCCUUCGACGAAGUUCCCUUCCUGUUGGAUCGGAAGUUACGACAUUUUUUUGGAUCGGAAGCAACAACGGGAGCUCGCUUGCUGUAAAGAUAACUUUCUCCUUCUUCGGCCAAAUCCCGUAAAUCCGCCAAACCAAAGGAUUUCGUAAAUCCGGGAUUUACCACGGAAAGAGGGAAUUUUCCGUCAACCGAGGCUUUGAUUUACCGUGAGAUUGGUUUUGCAUUUUUGGCCGUUUGGCUGGAUUUAUCUCAAAUCCGCUUCAAAUCCGACCUAAAUCCUGCAUCCAAACAGCCCCAAAAGGAAGCCAAGGUGUGUCAUCAACCUUUCAUCCGCGGAGGCGAUCGUCGAUCAUCCAGCGUUCGACGGGAUUUCUCUUCGAAUUUUGGCGAGAAGCUGAAAAUCUUGGCUACGACGAAAAUAUAUAGUCUCCCACAUCUUCUGCCUUUAAGCUGGGAUAGUUUUUGGGUUAGGGUUUUGGUCUUGGAGAUGGGGAACAUUUUUGUGAAGAAGCCCAAGAUCACUGAGGUCGAUCGCGCCAUUCUUACCCUGAAGACUACACGUCGAAAGCUAGCACAGUAUCAGCAGAAGCUUGAUGUUGUUAUUGAAGCUGAGAAGCAAGCUGCAAGGGAACUACUUCGACAGAAGAGGAAGGAUAGGGCCUUGAUAGCUUUGAAGAAGAAGAAGGUCCAGGAAGAAUUAUUGAAGCAAGUUGAUACCUGGCUCAUUAAUGUCGAGCAACAGUUGGCAGACAUUGAACUAGCUAGCAAGCAGAAGGCUGUAUUUGAAAGUUUAAAGGCAGGGAAUAAUGCUUUGAAAGCUAUUCAAAGUGAAAUAAACUUGGAAGAUGUCCAGAAAUUGAUGGAUGAUUCUGCUGAGGCAAAGGCAUAUCAAGACGAAAUAAAUGCAAUUUUAGGGGAGCGUCUUUCUGUUGAAGAUGAGGAAAAUGUUUUGGCUGAAUUUGAAGCAUUGGAAACUGAGGUUACUCUUGAAAGUUUGCCAGAAGUUCCGGAAUCAGCAGAAGCUAAGGUUUCUGAAAACUUAGCUGAAGCAAAACAACCUCCGGUUGGUGAGAUUGCAGAAAACAGCGACGAAGAAGAUCUAAAGCUUCCAGAUGUACCUACCAAGCCAGUUACUGCCGCGGUGAAUGAAGCUACUACAGAAAAUAUCUCAAAUAAAGCACCUAAUAGAACAAAAGUUCUAGAGGAACCACUGCUUUCCUGAGAAGAGGCGAGGGAUUUAACUUCAUUAUCACCUUCCUAUCAUUUGUUAUAUCCAUAUUUGUAAAGGAGAAGAAGGUAGUUUCCUGAAAUACUACUCUGUUGUCCCUUCACGUGUAUCCAGGUAUCUAAAAAAUGUUAUCACCAAUUUGCAAUGAACUCUAUUUUUGGACAAUUGUAUAGGCGUUGGACUUUUUUGUUUUGGGCAGACACCGGAUGGAAAGAAUCGACCGAUUUUCUCGCUGCCCAUAGUAAAAGCGCAUCUGCUACCGUAACUGCGCUUUGACUAUAGACAAAGAGAAAAUCGGAUGAUUCUCUCCGUCCAGUGUUUGCACAUAAUAAUCUCUCAUAGGUGUUGGAUGCACUUGAUUUUGCAUCCAGUUUAUUGGAAUUUGCUUAGAAUUAUUGGUUUGUAUUGAUUAUUUGUUCUCUCAUGAUUCCCUGUAAAAUAAAAAAUAUGCGACCUGCUUGCUGCUA